This is a messenger RNA of Dovyalis caffra, 1050 nucleotides long. Lineage: Eukaryota; Viridiplantae; Streptophyta; Magnoliopsida; Malpighiales; Salicaceae. The record is from the annotation of a GenBank genome assembly.
AUGGAACAACCUGCGACACCGAAUGUUACCCCAUCAAAAGACAACAGCAGCAGCAGCAAAGGCACAAAGAAAAAGCUACCAACUCCACAAGAGCUGAUAUCCCAUUACCAAUCUCAAGGCCUUGAUUCUCAAGAAGCAUCCAUCAAAGUCAUUGAAGAUCUCCAAAAUGUUCUCUUUAGGGUCAUAUCUUCUAGCAACAGGAGCAAGAAAGACAAGAUGAUGGGUGAGGCAUCUAGAAAGAUUGAUACAGUUAACACAAGACUGGCUGUUAUGGAUAUGAAGUUGGACUCAAAGCCUGGCUAUGCUGAGACUUUUGCUAUUGGGGUUGCUUCUGCUUCUGCUUUUAGAGGUAUUGAAACUGUUUGGCCUCAUGUUGUUGGGGGUAUUGCUCAGAUUUGGAAUGCUAUUAUUUUGGGAGUGUUAGAACCGCUGAGCGAUAAAUAUCCUGCAGAGGCAGCUGGGUAUGGCAUGUGUUUGGUUGCAGAGAUCGGUUACAAAGAGUUCGGAAGCAGAAGGCAUUCUUUCCAUUGGCUAUUGUUUGAUUGUUUCAGUUGUCCCUUAGAUGUACUAAUCAAGUUGCCCAUGCGGCCACGCCUGAGUAAAUUGGCAGCUAGUUUAGCUCAAGAGCAAGUUUGGGUAGAGGAUAACCCUUCUAAAGGGAUUCCUCUGUUAGCUUCUCAGUACUCGAAACUUGAGUUCAUUACAUGUGAAGGACAGGCUGAUACUGCUCCUGAGCCAUCUCUUUCUUUCAUUGAAGAUGAUCAAGCGGUUUGUAGACAACAUUCCUGCAAUGGCCUUCUAUGCAGCAGUUUUCGGUGCCAUGAAGAUGAUAGGAAGUACUACAUCUAUAAACCCACCACCAAGCAAUAUCACCAAGUGCCUAAACCAGAAUGUAAGAUUGCGUUUGGCAUUAACAUAACAUAUAAUCCUACCAUAUCACCCCAUUACAAAAUCAUAUGCUUCUGUGACUCCAUCGCAAUUAAGAUAUAUGAUUCAGCAGUAGGAUCAUGGAGAGUCUCCCAGAAAUCAUCGCCAAGUUUUUUCCCAUGA